GGGAGACCGGAUAUAGUGAAUGCAGGGUCCGGGGAGACCAGAUAUAGUGAAUGCAGGGUCCGGGGAGACCAGAUAUAGUGAAUGCAGGGUCCGGGGAGACCAGAUAUAGUGAAUGCAGGGUCCAGGGAGACCGGAUAUAGUGAAUGCAGGGGUCCGGGGAGACCAGAUAUAGUGAAUGCAGGGUCCGGGGAGACCAGAUAUAGUGAAUGCAGGGUCCGGGGAGACCAGAUAUAGUGAAUGCGGGGUCCGGGGAGAACGGAUAUAGUGAAUGCAGGGUCCUAGGAGACCAGAUAUAGUGAAUGCAGGGUCCGGGGAGACCAGAUAUAGUGAAUGCAGGGAGACCGGAUAUAGUGAAUGCAGGGUCCGGGGAGA
Molecule: messenger RNA, 372 nt
Organism: Staurois parvus
Lineage: Eukaryota; Metazoa; Chordata; Amphibia; Anura; Ranidae
Source: the annotation of a GenBank genome assembly